AUGUCUGGGCAGCCUCGUCCCCAGGGCUCGAGCAACAGAUCAACGCUUCGGGUAGAAUACUUUUAUGAUCACCCCGCGCUAGCAUCAAAGCACGAGUCAGCAUACACGAAUUCCAGCAAAGACAAGGCAAAGGUUUGGUGUAAACGAUGCUUUGAAAAUUUGGUCAUGGGCGAACUGGUUCUCGAUGAGCAACGCUUGCGCGCGGGAGAGGUUGCCGUGGUCCGAACGCGGAUGGAGAUUGAAACUGACGGUUUUGUGCUAGUAUGGGCACGUCCCAAGGAGACUCCAAGCUCCCAGAGAUGGCAAGCUGGCCAUAUGCCGACGAUGCGAACCCAUCUUGCUUCGUGCAGUCUGCAACCUGAUGAGGUCCGUGCGGCUGCAGCCGUCCAGCACGAUCCGUCUGCUGUCGGGACAUGGCUUACAUCAAUGUCAACCAGCAUACCAUCGACACAGUUCACUCUCAGUGCUCCGUAUCCCACAAUCUCAGUUAGCAGUCCCCAAUUCGGUUCUAAUCAGGCCCAGCAGCAAUGCCGAGGGAAGGAGGGCACUUUGGAGACGGACAGUUGGAGUGGGGUCAAUCAGCUACAUCUCGUCCCGUUCAUGGUAAACGUAAAUCGUCAGCUGCAUACUGUGAAGGUCUAUGAUACUACGUCCCGAGUUAAGAACGCCGAGAACCUUCUGGUGAUGAUCCGCGAAGUAAUCAAUAUUGUCGAGAACGAAUGGGGUAUUAUAGUUGUCGCCAUCACGUCGGACUGUGGGGGUGACUCCCGGGCAGCUCAUAAAGCAAUUGUCCAGGAAAACACGCGCCUGGUAGGGCCGGACUGUUACGCACAUCAGAUCAAUCUUAUUGUAGGAGAUUACUUCAAAGUGUCCGCAUGGUUCUUCAUAUACUCCGAGAAGGCGGAUCAACGAAUAUGGAGUAGGACUCUGGCUGUCGUCCGCGCUGUGCUGACUAGGUGGACUUCACACUUCCUGGCGUACAGGCGGCUCCUCGAGAUCAAGAAUCCACUGGAGAUUCUCGCUUCUGACCCCCGUAUCUUCGAGUCUGGUGACGCGAAGAGCCAUGCUAAGACCCGCGAAAUGCUUCCUAUCCUACGUGACAGUAUGUUUUGGCACUAUCUUGCCCGUAUCAAGUUCCAUAUCCAGCCUUUCGCAAUUGCUGCCAAUGUGACCCAAUCUGCGCACUGCCGCCUAGAUGAAGUGCUAUUAACUUUCGCUUUCCUCCUCAAGCAGUUUUUGGAGCUAGCGGAUCCGGACGAUCAGCUGAUCAAAGAGGCUGUAAUCACAAGCCUCGAGACUCGAUGGGCGAAGGCUGACCAAGACGUAUUUGUAGCAGCUGUAGUGCUGAACCCGUUCGUGAAGGCAGGUGCUUUCGCGCAGUUGCAUCUCUUCCACAAUGCCGGCCUCAUGGCUCUUCUUUCUCGACUCUGGACACGCUUUUAUGAUACCUCUCCUCCGGAGGCGUUCCAAAGUGAAGUCUUGGAAUAUUUGAGUGGAACAGGGAAGUAUGAAGACAUGGAGUCAUAUGCGGAUGCUAUUCAGGCGAAGGCAAGGCAGAACAAGACAAGCCCGGAUCCUCUGGAGGUCUGGAAGGGCGUCUCAUUUUCUGGAGCACCACCAACACCUCUGGGCACUCUGGCGAACCGCAUACUCUCCAUCUGUGCAAACUCAGCAUCGGUUGAGCGGCUUUUCAGCGCCUUCGGACUUAUCCUUACGAAACUCCGCAAUCGACUUGGUACACAAAACCUAACGAAUCUUGCGGAGCUCAAGAUGUAUAUCCAGGAUGAGCACCGUCAGAAGAACUCGAAAACGCGCUUGAAGAGACAUUUCGAGACUACAGCAGCUCGUUCGUCAGCGGCGCCUACUACAUUGGAAAACACGGGAUCUACUAUAUCUCUGAACUCUCCGGUUCCCGUUGUACCAUCUUCCUCUAUUCACCAUGCACCAAGCAGCAUCUCGGCCUCGGUCCCCCCCUCUUCCUCGGAUGUCGAACCGGUGGCAGAAUCAGAUGAGACCACCGCCUCUACUUCAAGUCACAUUCCACGAACCAGACUCCGUGCUAUUGUAGCGGAACUGCAUGAUGCGAUCGAUCGCGAUGACGACGUCAAUACUACACAGACAUUCCCUUCGCGCAUCAAGGAGAAGCUUUCGAACAUGUUUAACUUUCAGCAGAGCUAUUGGAUUGAGUCGCAUACUCGAAGUGCCAUGAGGAGCCUCGAGGAUGAGAUGGAGGUCUACGAACUGCUUGAUCUGGAUGCUGCAGGGGAAGACAACUUUGAAGAGGAUUCGGGGGAUGCUAUAUUAGGUGACUGA
Molecule: messenger RNA, 2313 nt
Organism: Gloeophyllum trabeum ATCC 11539
Lineage: Eukaryota; Fungi; Basidiomycota; Agaricomycetes; Gloeophyllales; Gloeophyllaceae
Exons: 9
Coding region: 1-2313 (770 amino acids)
Molecular function (GO): protein dimerization activity
Source: RefSeq, a predicted model, not a curated record